AUUUUCAAGCCUAUAUCGUACAUAUCUGUAUACUAGUAUUCUGUGUUUAUCUUCGAAAAAUGUGUCCGCUUCUCUUUACAAUAUGAAAUUUUUGACGGCGCCUUAUUUUAAAAUGAAAUAAAUUUUAGGAAUAAAAUUUAAAGUCUUCAGCAUGGAAAAAGACUGUGAACUUAAACUCGGCCCACCCGAGCGGUCACAAAAGAUAGAUGUGAUAAUUGUGGGGGCUGGAAUAUCAGGUUUAGUGGCAGCUUAUAGGCUCUUGGAAAAAGAACCCUCAUUACAAAUAAGAAUAUUGGAGGCGAGUGAUAACAUUGGUGGCAGUUUGCAGCAAAUUUCUCAAGGUGAAAUCGGUGCCAAAUGGUUCGAAGCUUCGCAAGCUCAUGUUUAUCAAUUGUUACAACGAAUGGAGAUACCGUUACAGCAGCGUUCUAUUGUCGAUGCAGCAUUGCCACGUUGUUGGGAACUGGAUCAAGGUGUAUCAUCUAAUUUAGCAAAUUAUGAGUUGCAACGUUACAUAAACGAAUUGCAGUUAAAAUCACCUUUCUUUAGACCAGGACGUUUCAGCAUUAGAAAAAACUCAACCAAAAUGGAGAAACAUAUAAACAAUCGACUGUUUUUCAAUGAGUCGCGAAAGUUUAUGACCAAUUUAGUGGAAUUGGUUUGCGGUUCCAAAGCUUCCGAUAUUACAUACAAAGAAUUUAUGAGCAUUUGUUACGGUUGCGGCGGUUUACAAAACAUAAUUAAUAUCUACUUGGAUUGCCCGAAUACUUUGCUGGAAUUCGACAGUGCUCAUCUGCUCAAUGUACUUACAAAGCGAUUGCAAGGCACGGAAUUUCUACUCUCGCGACAAGUGAAAGCUAUCUACCAUUACAAAGACUACAUUGAAGUGCACGAUUCAACACAGAAGAUGCACACAACGGAUGUGCUCAUUUUGGCAAUACCAUUGAACGCUUUGCAACAGAUCAACUUCUCGCCGCCGGUGCCCAUGGAAAUGCGCAAACUAUUGAAUAAUAAGCUGAAGACGCGCUUAAUGCUGACAAGCUUUAUAGCGGGCUACGGCGAUGGCCAUUGGCGUAAUGCUGGCUACUCGGGUAGUUUCCUGAAAAGUGAACCAUUCAUAGUGGGUUGCGAGUACCGACCCAAUGUGUAUGCUGGUAUGAUGAUACAUAAUAGCGGUCUUGAACCGUUGGUGCGUUCGAUUGCACUAAAUGCGCUGGCACUGCAUUUUGGUGAUGCUAUGAAAACGCCGCACACCUACAAUCAGCAUACAUUCGAGUUGAGCUCAUUAGCGCACGUGCCACUGACGACACCUUGGCAUCGUAUUGUAUGGUCAUCAUCGGCUGCUGCAUCGACCUGUUAUCGCGGCUUCUUGGGUGGCGCAGUGCAAAGUGGCCUGCGUGCUGCAUUGAAUGCUUUACUAUUGGUGCGACCGCAGGUGGUGACAUGGACUGAUGUGGCCGAUGUACAUUGUCAAAAUUGUCCGAACAUUAAAGAUGUGGGCCCCUUGCAGUUAUGGAUGAGUGGUCUGAAUCUAUAUAAUGUGGGCUAUUAUACGCUUUACGCUUCGAGUGUAUUUUUAGCUCUCCAGUUUGCCUAUAAGAAGUUUGGUUGAGAUAAAUUUUAAGCACACGUCGUGUAAAUAUUUGGCAAAUAUGUAUGUUUGUAUGUAUGUAUAUAUGUACUUGAAUAAAGUCUGAGGCCUAUAUAGGACGUGUUUUCAUGAAAAAAUA
Zeugodacus cucurbitae (melon fly) is the source of this 1730-nucleotide messenger RNA. RefSeq names its product putative flavin-containing monoamine oxidase AofH (gene shps). Lineage: Eukaryota; Metazoa; Arthropoda; Insecta; Diptera; Tephritidae. Gene Ontology annotation, molecular function: oxidoreductase activity. The record is from RefSeq and is a predicted model, not a curated record. Bases 152 to 1612 code for a protein of 486 amino acids. The transcript is spliced from 3 exons.